ACGUAACAACAAAAUAUAGUUUCUUCUUGGUGUUUUAGGGUUUAUAGAGGAGGGCGGGAGAGACACACAAAGCGAGAAGGGUUAGAAUGGGAAACCAGAAACAAAAGUGGACAGCGGAGGAAGAGGAGGCGCUUCUGGCCGGAAUCACCAAACACGGUCCUGGAAAGUGGAAGAACAUCCUUAAAGAUCCCGAAUUUGCCCCUUUCCUCACUCACCGCUCCAACAUUGACCUCAAGGAUAAAUGGCGGAAUUUGAGUGUCAGUACUUCUACUCAAGGUGCCAGAGACAAAUCAAGAGCACCCAAGGUAAAAGCCAUUGUUGCUUCCCUUCCCAACACUCCCAAUUCUUCUGCUCCAGUUGCGUCGCGUGCUCACAAUGUAACUUCUGAUACUGUUGUGGGUGAUUCUUCAAACAACGGUAUAGACGGGAAGAAUGCUCCUAGGUAUAACACAAUGAUUUUUGAAGCCCUUUCAACCAUUAAAGAUACAAAUGGAUGUGAUAUAAGUGCAAUUGUAAGCUACAUUGAGCAAAGGCAUGAAGUUCCACCAAAUUUUAGAAGGUUACUAAGUUCAAGGCUGAGAAGACUUGUUUCACAAGGCAAACUGGAAAAGGUACAAAAUUGCUACAAGAUUAGAGAAGAUACCUUGAUGGGAACAGAAACACCUACCCCUAAACAAAAAGACGUACGCCUGCGGCAGAAUUCUGAUGCAAUAGGUUCUGGUGAAACAGUAGAAGAAGCAGCCAUCACAACAGCCUAUAAAGUUGCUGAAGCUGAAAAUAAAUCGUUUUUAGCCGCUGAGGCCGUGAAGGAGGCAGAAAGAGUCUCCAAAAUGGCUGAAGAUACCGAUUCAAUGCUUCAGCUAGUGAAAGAAAUCUAUGAACAAUGUUCACGAGGGGAAACUGUUAUUUUGGUUUGAGUCUUUAGCUGCCUAGGAUGUAAGUGAUAGUUGUCUUUUUCUUUAUAAAUUUUGGAAUCUGUGUAUGUAUGUGAAUUGUGGAUCCAUUGAUCUUGUUCAAUGAAUCAAUGCAUGGGCAUUGAAAUGCAUUUAUGACCAUUCAAGAUCCAUGAUGAAUCAUGUAGUUAGUAUAUUACAAGGUAUUAUUGUACAAUUAGCCCGUUAUAAUUAGAGUGGAAACCAGUUUUGACUUUUGGAAGCAACAUGUAGACAAGGGGAAUGUACAUUUUAGAAUCAUAAUAAUGAAGAAACUCUUUUAGCCCCAUCCCAUGGCAUUAGUGACGAAAAGCCUACAUUUCUAUGGAUACUAGGGGAUGGGAUCUAUGAUAUUUGGGCGGAAUGUUGGGUAUGCGUAUGUGUAUGGUAUUGGGGUAUAUAUAUUUCAAAGUUAUUUUUACUAUA
Molecule: messenger RNA, 1358 nt
Organism: Gossypium raimondii (Peruvian cotton)
Lineage: Eukaryota; Viridiplantae; Streptophyta; Magnoliopsida; Malvales; Malvaceae
Product: telomere repeat-binding factor 4
Exons: 6
Coding region: 87-917 (276 amino acids)
Biological process (GO): nucleosome assembly
Cellular component (GO): nucleosome
Molecular function (GO): double-stranded telomeric DNA binding
Source: RefSeq, a predicted model, not a curated record